Molecule: messenger RNA, 28247 nt
Organism: Diabrotica virgifera virgifera (western corn rootworm)
Lineage: Eukaryota; Metazoa; Arthropoda; Insecta; Coleoptera; Chrysomelidae
Gene: stol
Product: voltage-dependent calcium channel subunit alpha-2/delta-3
Exons: 25
Coding region: 284-3895 (1203 amino acids)
Cellular component (GO): voltage-gated calcium channel complex
Molecular function (GO): voltage-gated calcium channel activity
Source: RefSeq, a predicted model, not a curated record
CAAAGUAGAAUCGGCGGAUUCAAGACUCGGGGUGUGUACUACAGCCAAAAAUUGUAACUCGACCGGGUCUACUAAACUCAAAAUCGUCGCCACUUACUAUAAUAGAAGUCAACAGUGUUCUGACAAAUAAACUAACAUGUGAACUCAGUGAACAAAAUUUCAGCAUCGACCAACCUAUCAGACACAGUGACCAUUAUCCGAAGAAAUGGGUAUCAGAAAAUGCAGAAUAAUUGGUUAGUCAACAGAUUGACCUAGUAGUAGUGUAGAUAGAAGUGGAGUGAACAUGUUUCGUGAAACCAAUAAUGUAUUGCCGAACUCGUAUCCAUACAAGAAAACUCUGCUUCUGCUGCUUUUAUUUCUCACACAAAUAAUGCGAGUUUUUCCCGAACAAGAUGAGGACAUACCACAUAACGAGGUGAAAAAUUGGGCGCUCAAAUUUGGAGUUGAUCUAUGGGAAUAUGGUAAAUUGACGACUCGAAUGAAGGAACUGCAAAAAAAAUACCAUGACGUUGAUAUAGAUGUUGUAAGAAAAGAUGGACUUAUAUUAAUUAGAGAAAUGGCUAUGGAAGUAAAAAACAUGAUGGACUUCAAAAUGAGUGCUGUUAUGAGGAUAAUGGACUCAGCGGAACAAGCUGCAUUGACUCCUCGAUCAGACAAUGGCCAGCCGUUCCGAUUUUAUAAUGCUAAAAGACUGAAUGCGUUCGGCGAUGAUGGUAGACCUGCCGAAGGCACUAGAGAAAUGAUUCUCACUCCAAAUGCUCAUUUCGACCAUCUUCCUGUUAAUACAACUCUUAGUUCUAUUCUUAUGCCUAAUAACGUUGGAGAAAGUGAUACCGAUGUUAUGAAUGCAAUCCAAUGGUCCGAAAACCUAGAUCCAUUAUUUAUUAAUAAUUACGAAGGAGAUCCUACGUUAUCAUGGCAGUUUUUCGGAAGUUCCACUGGUUUUUUACGACGAUAUCCAGGUAUUGCUUGGCCUCCAGAUGAUACUAUCUCCACAGUAUGGCAAAGGCCAAGAAGUGAUCGGAACGUUUACGAUUUCCGAUCUUCUGCUUGGUACGUAAACGCAGCAACUUCUCCAAAAGACUUAGUUAUAUUAAUCGAUAACUCCGGAUCAAUGACAGGGCAUAGAGCCAACUUAGCGAGAGCUACAGCAGAGGCUAUCCUAGACACUUUAUCCGAUAACGAUUUUGUAAAUAUUUAUUCGUUUUCUGACACAACGCAAGAAAGUGUGCCAUGUUUUAAGGAUCAGCUAGCGCAGGCAAAUGACAAAAAUAUUAAAUAUUUGAAAGACUCUUUAGGGACCUUAAAACCCGAAAAUAUAGCUAAUUUUACAUCUGCAUUAGUCACUGCUUUUGAAAUUCUUCAGAAGUAUAACAGGUCAGGUCAGGGAUGCCAAUGUAACCAAGCUAUAAUGUUAAUAACUGACGGCCCUCCAUCUACGUACAAAGAAAUUUUCAAAAUGUACAACUUUCCACAUAGUCCAGUUAGGGUGUUCACGUAUCUGAUUGGCAAAGACUCGAGCAGUGCAAGCCAAGUCCAUUGGAUGGCGUGUGCGCAUAAAGGAUAUUAUACACGGAUACAAAUGUAUGACGAGAUACGGGAAAAGGUGCUACAUUACAUUGAGGUAAUGGCUAGGCCAAUGGUGAUGUAUCAAAAUGAUCAUCCCAUAUACUGGACUCCUGCAUACGUUGGAGGAAGGGCUGACAGCUUCUCUGAUGAUAAACGUGGCCAACUCAUGACAACCGUUUCGACUCCAGUUUUUGAUCGCCGGAAUCAUUCUGUUCGAGUUGCCAAUGUUUUAGGUGUUGUAGGAACAGAUGUAUCUAUUGAUCAAAUCAAGAAGUUAGUUCCAUCAUACAAACUUGGGGUCAAUGGUUAUUCUUUUAUUGUAAACAAUAAUGGUCACGUUCUUUAUCAUCCGGAUUUAAGGCCGUUGGAGAAUAACGACCUAUAUGAGGACACAUUGGAACCAAAGUACAUAUCAGCUGAUUUAACAGAAGUGGAGUUGGUUGAAAAUGAAAACGGUCCUCGAGAAAACCAUACUCUUCUUCUAGAUUUGAGGCACGAUAUGAUUGACCAGAAAGAGGGUGAGACUGAAAUCGGAGUCAAAGUGCAUUACGAUAGUAUGCGACGCGUAACUACUAGAAGGAAUAAAUAUUUUUACAAUCCCAUAGAGGGAACACCAUUUUCAUUAGGUCUGGCUAUUCCAGAAGGCUACGGCAUGUAUGAGCUCUUAGCUGAGCAGGAGAUAAAACAUAGUCAAAAGAAUGUGAGUGACUAUUUUAAGGGUGAAAACUGGAGAGUACAUCCUGACUGGGUAUAUUGUGAAUACACCAGUGGUACUUCAGGAGAGCAGUGGUUUAAAACCGCCGAAGAGCGUGUGCUACACUUUCUCUUGAGGAGCCGAAGGCCAGGAUGGAAAUGGAUGUCUCUCAGACCCAGGUCACCCUUACAAAGAGAGCACCAUCAUGCCUCUACAAAGCAAGACAAGGACGCCUAUUACUGUGACAAAACAUUAAUACAGUCUCUCGUUUUGGAUGCUAUGGUAACAGAAGGUUUAGAAAAACAUCCUAUUAGGUCUGACAAACACCAAGGCUAUGAAAUUUUUGGAUCUACGCUGUCAUUUGUGGCUACGAGAAGCGGACUUCUACGGUGGACAAACCUAACGAAUAUCAAAACAAACGAGCCACAUUUUAGUGAAAAUAACGUCAGAGCAAUGGACGAAACUUGGUACAAGAGAGCUGUCGACCAGCAUUCUAUAGAGCCAGAAAGCUUUGUUUUUUCGGUACCUUUUGAUAUUGGAUCAUAUGGAAAACCUUUAAUAACGGCCACACAUGCUGUUUUUGUUGAGCAUAAAGGUCAUAGGGCACCUGCUGCAGUUGUGGGAUUGCAGUACCAGCAUUCCACUUUGGCCUCACACUUUUUCAACAUAACAUCCAAGUGCACAGGAUCUUCUUCUUGCAAAAAGACAUGCGCAAGUGACAAGCUCGAUUGCUACGUUCUUGAUAAUAACGGUUUUAUAAUAAUUUCUGAAAAUAAUGAUGAUACUGGUCGAUUUUUUGGCCAGAUAGAUGGAACUAUUAUGGAUUCUUUGGUUCAAGAUAGAAUUUACGUAAAAGUACCAGUAUACGAUUAUCAGGGAGCUUGUUCUAAUAGUAAAUUUCACUUUAGUGGAAGUUCCAACAAAUUAUCGAUAUUUAUUCCAGUGAAUACGCUUUUUGGUUAUAUAAUUCAAAUGGUUUUUUCUCUGUUGGUUAAUUUAAAUAUGGCUUACACGAAUGCUUUAGCCUAUAAUCGAGAUGAAAGUGAUGAUCUAUUUGGCGUUUAUUCCGAUUAUGAAAUAGAGCAGUACACAACUGGCGAAGAAAUAACAGAUGAGCAAGACACAGUAUUUUCUCCUCCUUCGAACACUUACUCGCCAUCUUUUAUUCCACCAUAUGAGUCUGAUCCUAUGGAAGGCGUUGAUGUCGGCAUCAGACCUUGCGAUCGGAAGGUGGACCUGUACAUUUUACAACCAGAGAAGUUGAACACUAGUGGCCAAAGCAAUCCUUUGAAAGGAAAGCUUACGAAUUGUCAUAGUAGCGGCUGUGAAAGACCAUUUAGUGUACAAAAGAUACCACACAGCAACUUGAUAUUGCUGGUGGUGGACACAGUAUGUUCUUGUGGUAGCAAACAACUAAGCAUUAUACCUCAAGAAGUUAGUUAUGAAUCCAAAAACGGAGGUUGUCUCCAUAAACCAAAAGAUAGUCUUUAUAGAAAACGACCUCCAAAAUGUAUUAACUAUCACCCAGAGGAAACAGAAAUUCAUCUUUGUGGAAAGGCAUCUGGAAUGCCUACUAACGUUGUUGCAGUUUUGAUAGGUUUUGCUAAUUGCCUUGUCGCUUGUCUAUCGUGAUUAGAUUCAUAUAAAUUCUAGGUUUAUUAAAAUAUUGACUAUGACGUAAUGUACUAUGUCACCUAUAAUUUAUACUAAUUAUAAAGUUAUAACGUAAAAUCAUUUGCAAAUAGAUACAUAGUAGGUAAAGUUUUUGUAUUGACAAAGUCAAAUGGUACUAGUUAAAUUUUUAAUAUAAUUUAUAAAAUAGAGGAGUAAUUUUGAUGUACUUGUACAUAUCAAAAGUUGUAGACAGUGAUUUUUCGAAAUGAUAUCAUAUAUUUUUGAAAAAACACUUAAAAGUUCCAAAUUUUUAAGAACUCCUUAUAGACUUAGAGCCGGUAUAGGUGAAAUUUGCGAAUCAUUUUAGGCACGAUAAGAGUCUAUAACUUAAAUACUAGAACCUAAAAGAAAACGUAUAACGUAUGCAUACGUCGACAGUGGCGCACCGAAAUUUCCACAUAUCUUAUUAUUAACAUGGCAUACAUCAAAGUGUAUAGGUGACUAUCUCAUUACUAAGGUUCUGUUCUUGGGGCGUGAUACAGCUCGCCUGCGUUGUGUACUCCUAUCCAUUAAUUAAUAUUCCUUAACCAGGAUAGUUGUUUGCGGCCGACUCCUCUCCUACCUUAGAUCUUCCCUUGUAGGAUUAACUGAGGUAUUUUAUAUUUGGCUCCUCUUAAUAUGUCCCCAAGGUAACUAAUCUUGCGUUUCUUAAUUAAUCCAAAGAGUUCUCUUUUCACGUCGUCUCUCUUAAGGACGUCAUCGUUUCGAACUCUAUCGACCCACGGUAUGCGCAUCAUUCUUCUCAAUGACCACAUUUCAAAUGUUUCAAGUUUGCUGAUUGAUGUUCUUUUUAAAGUCCACGUUUCCAUGCCAUAAAGCAAGAUGGACCAUAUUAUGUAGUUGACCAUUAUGUAGCGUAUUUCGAAAUUUAGGUUUUGAUUACAUAGGAGCAGUCUGAAUUUCAUAAAAGCUUGUCUUGCCAUUUGUAUUCGGGUUUUUAUUUCAUGUUGUGGACCCCACUGGUCAUUUAUUGUGGUGCCAAGUUGUUUAAAAGUUUUCACGCAUUGUAUGCGAUCGUCACCUAUGCAUAUUAUCAGGUCUUCUGGAGGGGUUCUGCUAAUGACUAUAUAUUUCGUUUUCAAAAUGUUGAUCUUGAGCCCAUAGUUUUUACCUAUGCUAUUCACCCUUUUUAAUAAUAACUGCUGAUCUUCCAAAGUGUCGGUUAUAAUCACUGUGUCGUCCGCAUAACGUAGGUGGCUAAUUGGUAUGCCGCUCACCUUAAUGGCUAAUUCCGUGCCUCCUAAUGCUUCCGCGAAUAUAUUUUCCACAUAUGGACGGGCUAAAUACAUUAAAGGGUACCCUCCCUAACUCCUAAAAUUAUUUUUUUUUCAUUCUUUUAAGUUCUAUGUGAUUAAAGAAUAAGAGCGCAGUUAUAACCCAUUAACCCCUCCCCAAAAACGUCAUGGUGCGCCACUUUCGACGCAUGUGCUCGAAAGUGAAGUGCUCAUACGUUUUCUUUUAGGUUCUAAUUAAGAAACCCUUAUGGUGCCUCAAAAUGAUUAGCAAAUUUAACCUAUCCCGCCUCUUAGUGUAUUACUGUUACUUGAUUACUAUUUUAAUGAUAUGUGGAAGUAAUGUAUUUCUGUACAAGCAUUACAAUAAAAAUACCAUAUCGCGUUAUUCAGUGCAUAUGAAUUAGUAGCUAGUUCGCUUGUUAACAUUUAUUUGAAUUUCACAUAUCUAAAAAAGUUAAUCUUCAUGUCACACGAGAGGCAAUUAUCCUCCAACUCCAAAGAUUCAAUAGAAUCCACCAUCGAUAUGCCCAAAUGUCUAAAAAUGUAAGAGCUGAGACCACAAUACUCUAAAUUUGGGGUUGGACUCAUGCAAAGUCCAAAUAAAUACACAAUAUUGCAAUAAUAUUCCAACUCUGAGUCUGGGAUUCAAAAUCUACGUAUUCAUAUACAAGUAGACAUUUUUUUAAUGUGACUCCAUAUAACUUUGGGGAUGUGUUUUGUCGGUAGACUAUUGGUCUACAUGUUUUUCUUAUAUUUCACCUUUUCUCAUUUUGGUUAUCCAAUUUUGUUAACUGUGUUUCUUCUAACAUCUUCUUAUUGAGGUUACUAUCCAUGACGAAUGUUAGCGAUGAUGAAGGAAAUCUUCUUUAUCUUAUCUGCAGUGGUGCGGAAAAACUGCACAGAUAUUGUGUUGAACCAGGUUCAGAGGUUAUUCAUGUUGUUGUUCUUCCAGGACCUCGCUUUUCAAAUAUUCUUCCUUGCCAGAUGGCUUGUAGGAGGGCAUAUCUGGAUUAAAUUCGCAUAACGUGUCAGAAGUAUUGUAACUUUCGAGAUUUGAUGGUGGAUGUCAGUUGUCAGUCCACGGGAUCUCUAGUAUUCUCCAAUAUAACCACAUCUCAAAUGCUUCCAAUGUUCUGCAUGUAUGUUCGUUCAAGGUCCACAAUUCAGCACCAUAAAAAAGGACAGAGAAGACGUAGCAUCGCAGCAUUCUUAUUUUUGAACCAAGAGAGAGGUUAUGGACCUUGAAGAAUGCCCCUAUCCGGUUGAAUGUAGAGAUCUAGCUUUUCCGAUGCGCUCUCUGAUCUCCUGAUUGUUGGGCCAAUCUUCAUUUAUUAUGGUACCGAGGUAGUUCUAGUGCGUCACUCUUCCUACUGGAGUUUGUAAGGACUUGUAGGUCUUCUAGGUUGUCCGCAAAUACUAUGGUGUCAUCUGCAUAUCUGGUGUUGUUUAGCCGGUACCCAUUUAGAAGAAUGUCUUUUUCGGUUUGGUGCAAAGCUUCGAUCAAUAUUCUUUCAGAGUAAAGCUUUAAGAUUAGACAAGACUACAGCCUUGCCUCACUCUACGCACAAUUUUAACAUUUUCGGUGCGUUCACCUUCAACUCUGAGACUUGCGGCCUGAUUCCAGUAAAGGUUUCCAAUUAUUUUUAGAUCUUAGUUGUUAAUUCCUACUUCUUUUAUUGUUUGCGUCAUCUUGAUGGAUUGUACUUGAUCAAAAGCUUUCUCGUAAUCAACCAGACAUGCUUAUAUGCCGCAAUUGACGUCUCUGCAUCUCUGGAAUAAGACUUGUACUCUCUCUUACCAACAGCACUUUUGAACUAGAACUGGUUGGGAGAAAUUUGAUAAUAAUGAUAAUAAGAAAAAAUAGAUAAGAAGGAUGAAAGAUAGAAAAGAAACUAAAAAUAUUGGUAAAGUAAAGUAAAAUCUUAGUAAAAGUAAUGUAAGCAUAUUAAAUUAAAAUUUCUAAGACGGUUAUAUUAUGAAUAAUACACAUGAAGAUAUGAAGAAUGAAUAAAAGUAAAUAAAAAUGGAGCAUCUAUACAUAAAAUAAAUAUUACCAAUAAUCAAAACAUAACAAAUAAAACCGUUAAGUAAAAUCGGAAUGUUCCAUCACAAUAGUUAGAAUUUACUAAUAAUUUUCCGAUUAACUCUUCUUUUCUUUGGGUUCAUCUCAAGAUUUUGUACUUAAAGGUAACUUCUUGAUUUGAGUAAAUUGUUGGUAACGGUAAGUCAAAAACUUAAAGUAGCCAGAGGCGGAAACCAAUAGACGGAGGGAGAUUCAUGCACAACAAUCUUUGAGUGAAAGCUAUCUGGAAGUCAUGGUCCUUCGGUUGUUGUUAGUGCUUUUAGGGCGCAUUGCGCCUAUUGGAGCUAUAGUAAUAUAAUAUUUUUGGAUUUCUACAGUUUCUGCAAUAUUUUUAGAAUAAAAGUAGAGGUAUUGUGUAUUGGAAGAAGUGUUUUACAACAAUUACACAUCCGUGGAUUGUAAGAUUGAUAGUAAUGACAACAAAAAUCCUGAAAAAAUAGUAGAAUAUAUAAAAUUUUGUAUAUGCGUCCUUAUUGUCAUAACCAUAGAACCUAUAUUGGAUACGAUUUAAAUAAUUUGUGAUUUUGGUUAUAACUAUAACGGAUCUGACUAAAAAAAUAGGUGGAUACUUGCCACUUGUGUGAUUGUUUCUAAGGGUUGAUCGUCUCGAGUCGUUGCGUUGUAUGAGUCUUCUCAUAUAGCAGACAAUAAUCGCUUGUUGGAAAUGUCUCUUUCUCUCUUUAUAUGCGUGUACAUUGUACAUAUUAUUACCUAAAUAUGAAUAGGAAAUGUAAAAUUUAUAUCUUUUAAAAUUUUUCUAAACUUUUAUGUAGGUCAUUUAGUAUGAAAUAGCCUAUAGCAUAAUUUUAUACGUUAAAAAUUUGUUUGUUAUUAAAAGAACCUACAGAAAUAAAAUAACAUAAAUAAAUUGUAUAUUUUGAACGUUAAUAGAUAAGAAUGUCUGUGUUAACAUACAAAGUGUUUUAAAAAUAUCCUGAACUGUCAACAUAAAACUAGAAAACCCCAAACUUUUGCUUAUUAACAGUGAAUUAUAUAUACAAAAUCUUUAUAGCAAAAAUUUAGUUCUUCUUCUCGUAGCACUACAACUCGGGGUAGGUCUUGGCUGACUGCACAACUCGCUUCCAUCUCGAACUCUUUUCAAUGAUAUUUGACCAAGUGGAUAGUCCCAUUGUUCUUAAAUCUGACAUGACCAUAUGGUAUCUCUCCAUCGCAUUCGUGAAUGUUCUAAGGGCCUUCUCCCUGCCUGGUCUUCCUCUCAGAUUUACUUGGUAAGGUGCUUAUUAGGGAGUCUAUGGACAUGGCCAGCCCAUCUUAGACGUUGAGAUUUAAUCUCUUGGAGUAUGUUGCUAGCCCUAAAAAUCUAUUUGAUCUUGGCUUCGGUAUUGAUUAGUACUAGGAUCGUGAUAAGGUCCAAGGAUUCUUCUGAGGAUUUUUCUCUCAAAACAUCUGAGUUUUCUUUCCAUUGCUUUUGUCAGCAUCCGUCUUACACCCAGAGCAACUUCAUGAGCACCAGUCUAAUCACUGUUUUGUAUAACCUGAUUUUUUAUGUUCCUGUUAGGCUCUUGGAUUUAAUAAAGUUGUGGAGGAUAUGCACAUAUCUAUUUGCUGUCUGAAUUCUCCCUAUUAUCUCUUCCGUGAUAUCGUUAUCUGCGGUGAUUGUCGCUCCGAGACAUUUAAAACUCUACAUUGUUACCUUUUGCCCUAUUCUAUCUUAUCUCCUGUGCCUGUUAAUACACAUAUAUUUGGUUCUCAUCAUUGACGCAUAGACCGAUUUUUUUGUAUCUAUCUCUAAUUAUACCUAAAUCAAUAUCCUAAAUUAUAUCUAAAAGCGAUAUACCAAUUUCUUUAAAACGUAAAACAUUUGACCAAUGUGUGUUGCCUGUGAUGACUUAUGGUGCCGAAACUUUGACAUUGACAGCUACAACUUCCAAAAUGCUGCAAAUAGCUCAGAGGAAAAUGGAAAGGUCAAUGCUGAGUAUAUCGCUUCGUGACCGAGUUAGAAAUGAAGACUUAAGACGCAGAACAGGAGUUACCGACGUAAUUUCCCGAAUUGCCACCCUGAAAUGGAACUGGGCCGGACACGUCGCCCGAAUCAGUGAUGGGAGGUGGAUGAAGAGAUUACUUGAGUGGAGGCCGAGAUUAGACAAAAGAAGUAGAGGAAGACCACCUACUCGUUGGACUGACGAUCUCAAGAAAAUGUCAAGAAAUUGGAUGCAAAGUGCUAAAAAUAGAGCACAAUGGAUAAAAAUGAGGGAGGCCUAUGUCCAGCAGUGGACGCAAAGGGCUGGAUGAUGAUUUCUAAUUUAUUAAAAAAAUGUGUUAGCCCACUUACUAGAAUGUUGUUAAAGUAGGGAUAUCCCUCUAUAAUUAGAGCACUUGGUUUUGUCUCUCUUUUUAAGGAUAGCACUUUGUAAAUUGUCUAUGUAAAUUUUCUCGUCCGUACUUAAGAAAUUCGACCAGUAUAUUGUCGCAGACUGGAGCUUUUGUGUUAUUCAAUUUAUUAAUUGCAUGCAAUGCUUCGUCUAUUUUUGAGUCCUCUACUGGUAGGUCCACCCAAAGAUAUAUAUUCUCUUCCUCUUGAUGUAUACUACAUUUUUAAAAUAUGCCAUGUUUGGAGCAGCUCCCGAUUUGUAAAAUGCUAAACUAUUUGACUGUUGUUUAUUUCUUUCCAUUUCUUCGUAUUGCUGUUGCUCGUAUUUCCCUUCUCUUUAAUUAGUUUUCUUGUUUCUCGUCGUGAUGUUGUAUAGUUUUCUAUACUCUUAUUGAAGCAUAAUGUUUCGCUUUUUAUGUCUUGUAGUUUUUCUUGCAAUUCUUUAUCAAAUCAUAGCCUUGCUCUCAUCAUGGUUAUUCGUAUGAUUAGUUCUACUGUCUCAGUAACUGAUUUUUCCAUUUGUUGUCACAACCUUUCGACAUCACGGCUCUGGUCUACUAUACAUGUAUUUAUAUGUUUUUUUUUCAUUUCCUCUACGUAAUUUUCUCGGAUUUUCUCAUUUUGUAUUUUCUCGAUGUUCCACUAUCCCAAUGCUUCAUUCGUUUUUAGUUUCUGUGAUGAUGUUCUCAACCUGAUUUUUGCUCUCAUUAGAUAAUGACUCAGAACAUCACUUUCAUGUCUAGCAUUAACAAUUACGUUGUCAAUUUGGUUCUGUGUGGAGUUGUCGUUAAAGACUCAAAUCUCUUUAUACUUUAGCUCUACGAGCCUUUGUUCAUUAUUGUUUAAGAUAUAGUGGAGGCUAGAGUGGAGUUCGUAUAGCAGUUUUCUGAAACAACAAUAUCCAGUCACCAUUUUUGUGACCGUUUUAAUCUCUCGUGUAUUGAGCUUCAUCAAAUUGUCUGAGAGUUUUUUAUCAACAUUCUUGAUUAUUUUCUUAGUCUGGAUUUGCCCUUGAGUAGCUCUCCAUCUCUUUCGUAAUUCCUUAUCAGCCACUUCUGAACACCGUUUUUUGAAGCCUCUUUGAUGAUGCCACAGAUUGGUUCUGGGCCUACAAAAGUUUAUCUCGAGCCUUGUUUUGGGUAAAUUAUUGAAGACCUAUCUCAAAAAGACUAAGAAGGAAGAUAAUACAACUGUUUAAUUAGAAUUACACAAGAUAAGCAAUAACGUUAUAUCAUUAUUGUGCUUUUAAAUUUGGUUUUUUAGCGGUAAAUUUAGUGAUAAAGUAACAUUAUUAUAUAUUUGUACGAUUUUAAAAUUGUCCCUCAAAUGAUAUCAAAAAAUAAUAUAUUUACUUAGGUAAAUUAAUUUUAGUAAAAUUGGCAAGCGCAAUUACUCUUUUUUAAAACACUCUGUAACUAACUUGUUAAAUACUUAGAUAGGUUAAAUUAAAAUUGCUUUUCUUUGUAAAACUUAUACAAAAAUUUCCUAUCUCUUAACACAUCGAUUUACAAUUUUAAAAAAAAAUUGUAAUAUAAGACCCCUGUUGAGCUGGCCCCCUCAGCUUGCGGAAAUUAAAAAACAAAUAGCGCUAAAUUACGAGCUAUUUUUGAGCUUUUGUAUCUCGCAGAUUAAAAAUUUUGAGCUCGUUAUACUGGGCAGGAAUUUAAUAUUUUUAUGGUCCAGACUCAGCCCCCCUCUACUUAAAAAUAUAGAUAUUGAAUCUAUAGUUGCGACAGAAUUACUAUUUAUGAGCUUUAGAAGUGAUAUAGUUUCGAUUUUAGAGCUCAUCCCAUUAACCUCGACACAACCCUUUAAUUGAUUCAACUCAAGAGAAAAAUGUUGAGAAAAAUUAAAAAACAUCGUAUAGCGGAUAUAUAAUUCGUAUAGCGUAUAUAUUUUAAGAAUAAACUAUUAAAAUACGCUCAUUUGGAUUAUUGAGCUACAACAGUUGUUACUCCUUCACAAGAAAACCUCCCCAUUUUUGUCGACUUAAGAGGGAACUGUACUUAAAAUGAAUAAAAUUAAUUUUGAAACUACAUGUCAUUUACUAAUUUAUGAGCUCACAAAAUACGCGCAUUUCUAUUAUUUAAUUGCAAUUUCUUUUGUAGGAAUAUUUUAUAUUUAGCUUUAUAGGUUAAACAUAAAAUGACCGUUUUGGAGUGUAAUUUUCAGAGCUACGGCGGAUUUUCUUGAAAAUUUGGAUUUAGGUUUUACUUACCCUCCAUUUAAAGUUGGACUUGGGUUGUUGACUGUUUUUACUUGAGGGUGAAAGUCACCCUAGACUUUUAUAAAAAAAAAUAAAAGUAAAGCUUUUUUUAAACACUUUUAAAAAGUUUCAAUGAGUUUUCUCCGAAAAGUGCUUCACUUUUUAGUUAUUUCACGUUGAAAUAUUCCAUUUGUUUGGCGAAUAAGAACGUAUUUUUCAUGAGCUACAACUUGGCUUUUAUUGGGCCUAUAGACUUCAUGAAUCCACCAUUUUUUUUCGUUUUUUUAUAAGCUACAUUUUUACUAAGAAUAUUUCGAUACUUACUUUUUGAGUUAUUGGCGACAAACCGCAUGAAAACGUGUUUUUUGUUGAAAAAUAAACAUUUUCACUCGCAAAUAACUCGAAAAGUAUUGACUUCGUUAAAAAAACUCUAUAAAACAAAAGUUCAUUAGAAUUAGGCAAUUUAUCCCUCUCCAAACUUAUUUUAAACGUAUCUUUUUCGCCCUCGAGUAACUUUUACCCUCAAGUAAAAACAACCAACCGCCCAAGUCCAACUUUGAAUUGGAGGGUAAGUACAAAUUUUCAAGCAAAUCCGUCGUGACGCUGAAAAUUAUGCUCCAAAACUGUAAUUUUAUAUUUUGCUUAUAAGGCUAAACAUAAAAUAUUAGUACACAAGAAAUUUCAAUUCAAUCAUCGAAAUCCGUGUAUUUUGUGAGCUCAUAAAUUAUUCAACGAUAUUUAGUCACAAAAUAUUAAUUUUAUUCAUUUUAAGUACAAUUCUCUCUUAAGCCGGAAAGAUGGGGAGGUAUUUUAAUAUUUCUCAACAUUAUUGUCUUGAGUUGAAUCAAUUAAAGGGUUGUUUGGGGAUUAAGAGGACGAGCUAAAAAGUCGAAACUAUAUCAUUUCGAAAGAUCAUAAAUAGCUCGUAAUUCUGCCGCAGAGAUCAUUUCAAUAUCUCUAUUUUUAAGGGCUGACUCAGCCCCCACAAAUAAUAUUAAAUUCUAGCAUAACGAGAUCAACAUUUUUAAUCUGCGGGAUAUAAAAGCUCACAAAUAGCUCGUAAUUUACGGCUAUUUAUAAAUUUCUGCAAGAUGGAGAGGGGCCACCUCAACAUAGGUUAAAUUAAGACAAUACAUAUGAUAAAACUGUGAAUAUUGAGAUACAGGUUUAUAUAGAUUAGUCCACAAAAUAAUCUGCUAUAAUGUAAAUAAUGUAUGUAUGUACGUAACCUUAUUUACUGUCAGCCUUAUUUAGACUACUCGCGAAUGCUCAAUAGUCUGGUCAGCUGAUAAAUUCACCCGAGCAUGUGCGAAGACUUGAGUCAUUAUCACUGAUAUAGAACCUGGAUCAGGCAAAAGUUCAAAGCUGCGUAGGCUUAAUUCUAAGUCUACAUGUACUUGAACCAUUGCCCGAUCUUCAGAAAUGGCUACAUUUUAAGCUGCAUAAGAGAUUUAUUGUUCCAUUGAUCAGACAAUGGUUCAUGCGCGUCUGACGUUGAUAGCAUUAUGCACACUUUUGUUAGGAAUCUUCCUCUGUAGGGGCGAAUGCUAAAUUUUUACGUUGUUUAAUUACGUCAAAUAUUUUCACUUCUUUUACAUAAAAGACAUUAGAUAUUAACAUAAUCAAAUCUUUGUUUAAAUGUAUCAUCCUACAUGGACUUGUUGUCUUCUUUUAGAUGAGUAAGACACUGUUAAUUGUUGGUCUCAGAAGCUAACACCGGCAGAUCAGUAAAGCAAAAAUGAUCUAAAAAAUAUACAAAGAGUAUAAUUGGGGUACCUUUACUAUUCUUAUUCUUCUUCUUUAAGUGCCGCCUUCGAAUCGGAGGUUGGGCAUCAUCAUCAGUAUCUUUAGUCUAUCUACCUGCUGCUGUGAAGAGUUAUAUUGACCUACAUUUAAGCAAAUCCCUUAAAAUUUUCAAACACGAUACUCUCCCUCGUUCUAUGCUCCUUCCUCCUCUUAUCUUUCCUUGCAUUAUCAAUCUUAGCAUUUCAUAUCGCUGUCCCUACAUUACGUGUCCCAGAUAUUGUAACUUUCUUAUUUUUAUUGUGCUUAUUACAUAUAUCGAAUUCUUUGCCCAUUUCUCGCAUUACGUCCGAGUUCGUUUUCUUCUGUGACCUUGCUAUUCUAAGCAUCCUUUUGUAACACCACAAUUCAAAUGACUGGAGCUUAUUUAUGUUUUCUUGCUUCAGUGUCCACCUUUCAAGUCUAUAUUAUAAUAUCGAAAACACAUAACCUCUCAGAACCCAUAUUUUCAGGACCAAUCUAAGGGCUUUAUAGCAGAGACUUGUUUUCAUUUUUACAAACACAUUUCUUGCUAUUUUUAUCCUGGCCCUUAUUUGUGUUGUUUGAUCAUUAUUUUUUUAAAUUUAGGUUCCCAAGUAUUGUUUUAUCCUUUCUAACGGUACGUUUCCCAAAUGUAAGUUUGUAGGUAUAUUUGUUUUUUUUUGUGAUUCUCAUUGUAAUAUAUUAGUCUUCUUUAUAUUCAUUUUUAGUCCAUAUUUCUCACAGAAACUGCUUGUCUUGUUUAGUAGUAGUUGGAGUUGUUCAUCAGAGCUUGCCAUAAUCACGGUGUCAUCUGCGUAUCUUAUGUUGUUAGUAGCUCUUCCAUUAAUUAUUAUUCCUUCAGUUGUUAUAGUAAUACUUGUUCAAAAAUGGAUUAAAUAUAUACGUUGAUUAGUAAUGGAGACAUAAUAUAUCCUUGUCUAACUCCUUCCCUGGGUUCGUUAUCUAUUAGAACUUGUGCUCUUUGAUUCCAGUAAAGGUUUGUUAUUAUUCUCUUUUGUCUAUGUUUUCUGUCUUUAGAAUUUGAAUUAACUUUUCAUGUCUUACUUUGUCAAAUAUUUUUUCAAAAUCAACCUAACAAACACACACAUCCAUAUUUAUAUACUUACAUGCAUAUUUGAGCUAUCGCAUUAAAAACAAGUAACGCCCCCUGGUUCCUAGUCCGUUUCUGAACCCAAACUGACUAUAAUCGAUUCCUUUUCAAGAGUUUUAGACAUUUUUGAGUGAAGAGCCUUAGAAGCCCUAAAUGUUUCACAUGUGACACAAGCCUGGUUAGAACUAGCAGUAAUUCUGUAAAGCAUUGGGCUAAUACUACAUAUUAACGAGCUAAGCUUCAUAAGAAAUCAACUAAAGGCAAGGGAGAGAAUCAUAAAUCAGUAAGGAAUAAACGAUUAAGAUGAUAAAGUUUUCCGUUAAGAUUUUGCUUUAAGGUUUUCCGUUAAGGUUAGGCGUCUCUUGACGUAUUUAUUCAUCGUAAAAAUUUAGAAGCCUUUACUAGGGCCAGUUUGAUUUUACAUGAAAAUGACUGAGAAAUUGUACUAGUUAGUAAUGUCAUAAUAUAAAUAUCAUAGAAAUAAUUCGCGCACUAUUCUAAUGUUAUAGAUAAAUACACUAUUAUUAUUAUUAUAAGCAAAGGACAUGCUACCAAAAGAUUUUGAACUAUUUUUGGGUUUUCUGACUAAAACGUUAUUUCACUUGUGAAACGAUUUCAGGUACAUACAUUAUCAGAUGCAGUUAUUGCUCUACGUAGUUUGUUUGCUGUAUUUGUUUUUGCUUAAAAAAAGUUAGAUUCAAAUAAAAGUAUAGGAAUAAUUUGCUCAGAGGAUCUAACGUCUUGCACUAAACUUAUUAGUUAUGCAGUAUCUUCCACAGAACAUGCAUGCCAGAAAACUUGUUAUUGCUAUUCUCAUGUCUCCGAUAUUAAUAAAUUGUAUUUUAAGUCUGAGGCUUUAGGAGGAAUCAACAAUUAAUACGUUUCACACAUCUCCAGUCUUGUUGUAUUGAAUAUUCUGUCGCAGUACUGGUGACAGUGCUGCGACAAAACAACAAAUUAACAUUUUUCUCAACGCACCAUUGAAAUUUAAAAGUAACGUCAUCACUUUGCCUACUUUGCAGUAUUAUUUGUAAUAACCCUUUUAGUUUGCCUUUGGCGUAGAAUAUCUCUUCAACAGACUACGCUAAGUCCUUUUUCCUAUUUUAGAAAUUAUUCCAAUAUGCGACUCUUUAGAAACCUCAGAUUUUGGACCUAAAAACAAAUGUGGGUUUCAUUUUUAACAGUAGUAUCAGUAAUUUCAUUAGCAACUGUUCCUUUAUGCCAUGACUUGCAUUACAAAGUUACUUUAUUGUAAUUCGUCAGUUGCUUAUUCUUUUUCAUGUUCGUCACACUUUAGGAUAUUGGCGAUCAUCAUAGCCCAUUUACUCUGUCUGCAGUGGUUUUGAACAAUUCUACUGUUGUUUUUUUCACUCUACUGCUUUACAUUUUUCAACCAGGACAUGCUUCGUCUCCCCAGUCCUCUUUUUCCUUCCACAUGUUACCAAUGUGCAGUUUAUUUUUCUUUCCUUCGUAGUGUUGAGUAUUUCUUUUUCUUUUUAUAUAUAUUAUCGGUUUACAACGUUCUCCGUCUUCCGAUACCCGUUCACCAUUCCUCUCUGUCCGCACAUUGAUCUACUUGCAGACCUCUUUCAUCCAUGGCUUUGUUUAUUCCUGUCCGCCAAUUUUUCCUCGGUCUACCUCUUCUUCUUCUACCUUGCGGCCUCCAGUUUUGUACUUGUUUUGGGAUUCUGUCUUCGUGCAUUCUUUGUACGUGACCAAACCAUCGUAGUUGUAUUUCGUUGAUUUCAUCAUUUAUUGUAUUUGUGACCUUCAUUAUUUCUCGUAUCCGUUCAUUGGUAACAUGUUCUCUUAUUGAUCUUCCUGCAGCUCUUCUCCAGAAAUCGAUUUUGGUGACCUCUAACAAUAGUUUUGAUUUUUCCUUCAUAGAUCAUACUUCGCAGCUGUAUGUUAUAAUGCUUUUCACUACGGCAUUAUAGAUUUUUUCUUGUUUUGGUUGUUUAUCUGCUUGUCCCAGAGUACUGAGUUUAGGAGCUUAAUUGCUUUGCUGACUUGAGUAUUUCGUUAUUUAAUGGCUCCGUCCAGUGUUCCACCAUUCGUGAUUUUCAUACCCAGGUAUUUAUAUUCGUUACAUUUACUGAUUGUUUCUCCUCCUUCUAGUAUCAAGUCCUGCUGCGUUCCACCGAUAUUCAUAUAUUUGGUUUUUCCUAUGUUGAUCUCUAGUCCCCAUUUCCUGUAUUCCUCUAUUAGCUUUCUUGUCAUGUAACAAAUAUCAUCGUAGUCUUGUGAUAUUAGUAUUUGGUCGUCUGCGAAACAAAGAGUAUAUAGUGUAUGGUCAUUUAAUGGGAAUCUCAUGUUCUUGCAUUUCCGUUUUCAAUUUUUAAGAGCUUGUUCCAAAUAUAUUUUAAAAAAUGUUGGAGAGAGGCAGCAUCCUUGUUUAAGCCCUUUAUUUGUCAGAAAUCCUUCGGUGAGUUUGUUUCCUUGUUUAAUUCUCGUGGUCGUGUUAUUGUAAAAAUUUUUAAUUAUUUUUAUGAUUUAUAUGUUUAUAUUUGUAUUCUCCAUUGCCUCCCAUAACUUUACCAAAGGCACACUGUCGUAUGCCUUUUUCAGAUCAAUAUAUACGAAAUGAAUCUCUUGGUUAACCGCUGUUUUCUUUUCCAUGACUUGUGUGAUUGCAAAAAGGUGAUCAAUUGUAGAUCUUCCUGCUCUAAAUCCUGCUUGUUCUUCUGCUUCCAUUUCCUUGUAUCCGUCUUCUAUUCGGUUUUUUAAGAUCCUUCCGUAUAUUUUGCUGAUUGUUGGUGUAACGGAAAUACCCUUGUAGUUAUCACAUUGUUUUCGAUCUCCUUUUUUGUAUAUUGCUGACAUAUACGAUAAUUUCCAUUCUUGUGGGACUUCUUUGUUGUCGAUGCAUCUUUGUAGUAGUUUCCUUAUGUGCUUGUAAAGUCUUGGAGUUCCGUUUUUUAUCAACUCGGCUGGAAUUCACCCAGGUCCUGGUGCUUUACCGUUUUUUAGUUCGGUACAUGCUUUCUUUAUUUCAUUGGUGGAUAGCUUUAUUGGCGAUCCUGUUACUCCUACUGUGUCCUGGGAUGGUUCUGAUAUUUCAAAUUCCUUUCUUUUUUCUGUCAGUAGGUCGCUGAGAUACUCCUUCCACUCAUUCGGUGAUAUUGCAGUUAUAAGUUCUUUUCCUGUCUCUUUGCGUAGAUUUCUAAGAAUUCUCCAGCUCUCAGUGGAUUUCCUACCUCCGAUGUAUGUAUUGAUUCGUAUACACUGCUUUUCCCAUUUUUUGUUCUUGCUCUGCCUAAUCAUUCUGCGUACGUUUGCUUGUGCUUCCUUAUAAUCUAGUUGGUCUACUACAUCUCUUGUACUCAUGUAUCUCUGAUAUUUUCUUCGCUUUUAUUCUAUUUCUGAUUCAACUUAUGGUUUGGUUUGUUCGUCCCACCAAUAUGGUUUGUUUUUUGUGUUCUUUUCUGUCCGUCCUAAGGCUUCUUCUGCGGCCGAGUGUAUCCUUUCAAGUAGGUAUAUUGUCCUUCUAUAGAUGCGUGUUAUAGAUCUUUUAAUUUUUGGUCGAGUCUUCUUUUGUAUAAAAUUUUCACACUUUCCUGUUCUAAACUAUUUAGGUUGUAUCUUAUUUGUGUAAUUGCCUCUUCAUAUUGCUUCACUUCUUUUGUCUGUUUUUCAUAUUUGUACGGAAAGAUAAGUUUUAUCCCAAGGAAAUGGUGAUCGCUACCACAAGUUAAUCCUCUAUAUGCCCUGACAUCUGGAACUAUUAUGUGAGAUUUUUGUUUUAUUAUCGCCUAGUCUAUAAUUGACUUUAGUCCCCGUGUGUUUUGUGUUCAGGUGAACUUGUGUACGUAUUUGUGUUGGUACCAACCAUUUAGUAUUUUCAACUCCAUUUGUUCGCAUAGGUCUAUAAUUCUUAUUCCGUUAUCGUUUGUCGUAUCUUCACCAUAUCUUCCAACUACUUUAUGAUUUUGUCUAUUGCCCACUCGACCGUUUAGGUCCCCUAGUAUAAUGAUUUCUCUUGUAUUUCCUAAAUGCUCUAUAGCAUGAUUUAGAUCUAUGAAGAACUGGUCUUUAAUGUGUACUGGAUAGUCAUCGUUUACCGCAUAUACUCCUAUGAUUGUUAGUCUGUGCCCAUAUAUACUCAUGUUAACUUUUAUUAUUCGCUCGUUUACCGCUUCCCACGAUGUGAUCCGUUUACGAAAUUUCUUGUGUACCACAAUAGAUACACCUUUACAUGCUCUUUGUUCCUUAGGGACCCCGCUAUAGAAGUGAUCGUAGCUGCCUAUAUUUUCCGCUCCUUGGCUCUUUUUCUUGGUUUCCGUUAGUACCGCGAGGUCAUUUUUUUUUUUUUUGGUGUUUUAGUUCACUGAGCACUUCCGUUUGCUUGGUUGAGAUUCCCUGAAUGUUCCAUGUUCCAAAUUUCAGUGUCCGUUUUCUUUGCCGAGUUCGUUUCCGCAUUUCCGUCCUUGUCCGAGAUGAUUUGGGUUUUUUAUUUUUCCGAGUAUCGAGGAAUUAGCCCGAUGCCUCAACCCCCAACCUGGAGGGCCAGGAUUUUACAUCAGAGUGUCCUUCUGUUAGAUAGAUUGCCUUCGCUACGGCUGAGGAGUUCUAUCUACCCUUUUGAUCCCAUACCAACCCUAGAAUCAAGGGGCUGCCACGUCCGCCAUCCAUACCGUACCGAAGGGUUCUUUCUUCUCCGCCAUGGCUGCCGUUGUGGUCUUCAUCCGUAACCCUGGACAAGGGACCCUAAACAGGUACUAGUUUCCCGGGUCAGGAAACCCCUGGAAUCUACGGGGGGCAGGGAUUGAUUCAUUUUCCCUGAUAGGACUGUCCAAAGGAGUUCCUACCCGCUACCCACCUUUUUCUUUUUCAUUGUUCUUAAUGUUUUCGUGUUUGUUACGUAUUGUGUCCAUGAUAUUUUCCACAUUCUUCGAUAACACCACAUUUCAAAGCUGGCAAAUCUUCCCUGUUCUCUCUCAAAGGACAGAGAAUAAGUAUAAUCUGAAUGCUCCAAUUCUAAUUUCUAUUCUCAGUUUUCAUUCCGUCUUAUUGAAAGCCCUUCUGGCCAUUCCUUCACUGGAAGGAAUCCCGUCAUGCGAAUGAGGAGCCCAGCUCCCAAGUGAACAAGUUAACUUAUAGAAUGUAUAAUAUUCUGAUUGUGUAUGAUUACACGAUUCUGUAUGAUUAAAAAAAACUUCUGGCCAUCUCAAUGCGUCAUUUUAUUUCAAGACUGCGGUACCAUUGUUCAUUUAGCUUACAUCCCAAGUAAUUGUAUCUGGGUACUUUCUCUAAAGUUUUUCCUUUAACGUAGGCUGUUUCGGCUUAAAUCUUGUUCUGACUGGCAAUCACGAUUUUUGUUUUGUUUUUUUUUUUGUAUUCAGAUCCAUUCCAUACCUCUGGCAGUACUGUGUAGUGCGAACAACGAAAAUGUACAGCUCUUCUUUGCUGCCCACAAGGAGUAUUGUAUUGUCUGCCUAUCUGAGAUUAUUCACUAGUGCUCUAUUAAGUGAUAUGCCUUCAUUGAUGCCUCUUUAAACAUCUUUUCUUGAGCACAUAUUAAAAAGUAGAGAGGAUAGUACACAUCCUUGUCGUACUUCUUCUUAUAAAUACCUCUUUAGAUUUUGGUUUCUCUACUCGUAUUAUGGCUUUCUGAUAUCGGUAUUUUGUAAGGAUUUUCACAUUCUGAUCAUCUGAAUUCUUUCUAUUAAGAUUUUGUAUAUAUUUAUUAUUUAAAUUUCUUAUUUAAGUUUAAAAUUUGCUUAAGUUUUCUUUCAACACUAUAAGCAUAUUCCAAGUGUUAUCUCUCGCACGAUACGUUCAGUUUUACAUGCGCCAGAUGGAUGUUAAGAUGUAAUGCACACACUUAGGUUUUACUGCGGUUUGUUAGUAAUAAAUUGACAUCAUGUUUAAAAUCUCCUCUACUGUCGACUAUAUCUGUAUUACCUUCCGUUACCUCCACUAUCUCUUUCUGCUCAAUUUCCUCUCUUAUAUACUAUGUUAGGUUCAGUAAUUGGGCUGUGCAGUAUUUGUCUGACCUAAAACCUACUUGUUGUGGAAUUAGUUUUGUAUCUAAUUCUUCCUUGAUGCGAUUAAAUACUGCAUGAUAUAUGUAGUUUAUGCAGGUGACAUAGCAGUGAUAUCGAACGGUAGAUACUGGGUAGUUCGGGGUCUUACCCGGGUUUCAGAAGGGCUACCACAUUUGAUAGAUCAAGGCUCCCAAAAGCCCAAGCUUUUGGCCCGAAGUUCUUUAUCUGCUCUGUUUUCAUCAGGAUUUUAGGAUUUCAUCUACGCCAGGUGAUUUUCCGCUUUUCAUGACGUCCAUGCCCUUUUUGGUUUUUCGGUGGUAACUGAAAUUCGCAACAAAGUCGUUUCCUGUUCUUACAUUCUUUUCAUUUUUGGUGCUUUACAUCACUGGUUUGUUAGUGUGCUAUCUGAUUUGGAGUUACUGUGCAUAUCUUUUUUACCUCUGUGGGAUCAGCGUUGUUUUUUAAUAAUAUUCCAAACCUACUUACUGCUGUGUGUCAUGUUCACUUUACUUAGUGUCUCAUUCCAUCGUUUUUGUCUCAGGAGCUCAGUAUCUGUUGCAAUCUGCAGUCUCUUGCUUCGCCGUUAAGACCAGAUAUGUAACGUUGUUGACAUUCUCUGGGUAUGUGCUUACAGGAGAUGUGUUUUUGUGUGUUUUUGACAGAGACAACACUAAAAAGACAGAGCAAGAACAAGUUGUUAAUGGGUUAACCCAGUUUUGUGGAAUAUAGUGUGACUUAAACGUAUUUUUGUAAAUUUGCACCAAAAAUUUUGUAUAAUUUAGUCAUUAAGAUGAUUAGACUGUUGUAAGUAAAAGAUCAAAUAACAUAAUAUAAAAUAGUACAUACAUUAGUAUAGGUACCUUUGUAGACAAUGCUGUAUUAAUAAUUAUAUAUUUAUUUGAAGAAUUUAACUACGCUAUAUUAAAACUGAGUCUUCCAUUUAAAACAAAUAAUAAUCGUAAGGUAAAACGUAUUCAAUUUUAAACAAAAUGUGUAGUAAACCGUUAUACAUAUGGCACAUUUAUUUGUCAACUUAUUGUUGUUUAUCUGUUGUAUGUAACAUUCAUUCUAGAGGUUUCAAAAAGCGCACCACUUUAACUUGAGUCCCUAUUCUGUGCACUAUAAUAGAUAAACCUCUUUAUAUAAUUAUUAAAAAAGUAUUUUAUUACUAUAUACACUGGGUACUACUGACUUAUAAUUUUUUAACAGAUUCAUCAAUAAUCUAUGCUAAGAAAUCAUUACCCAUAUAAAAAAUAAGACCGAAAUCACCUAUUAUAUAUAAAUAAGACCCAAAGAUCGCUCUAGAUAUAGAACAAAGCAAUAAACCAAACUGUUUAUAUCUUCCAAUAUUAUACCAGUUUAAGAUUUGCAGGAUUUGUAGUAUUCCUUUGUAAACAUGCGCUAAGAAAAGGACCAUAUUGAUGUUGAAGUUCACUUCAACCUCUACACCAGAUACUACGAUCUUACGCACUGGCGUUGAGUUUAUUGUUGUGUUGUUAUGUUUAUUUGGAUCUUUAAGAUAUUGUUAAGAUUUCAAAACAGACGCCGGUCCUGACCCGUCUAGCCACUACCGAAUGUUCGAGAUGCGACCUAUUCCCUCUCGCCUUCUCGCAUAUGUACUAGUCUUUUCCAGUAAAACCAAGUGUUAAUAAAUAAAUGAGUAAAAAUAUUACAUUGCUGUAAAGAAGUGAGAUUCUGGAACUAUGUAGUUACUGUCGGAAGUUCAUUAAGAAGUUUGCGGAUAUCGCUAAGUCAUGGACGCGACUUACAGAGGAAGAAAGAGAUUACUGUUGGGAUGAAGACUGCCAAAAUCCCUCAUUUAAAUCACGAUCACGACUGAAUCUAAAGCCCGAAUAAUUCAUCUUAAAUAGGCCAACCCUAUUUUACUGGAAAAAACUAGUACAUACACGAGAAGCCAAAUGGGAAUCGGUCCAUCUCGAACAUUCGGUAGAGGCUAGAUGGCUCAGGACCGGCUUCCGUUUGAAAAUCGUAACAAUAUAUUACAAGUAUAAAAAACCCAAUUUGUUGACAAUAGAAGUAAUUUAGAUUUAAUUUUGUAAAAAUUAUAGAGCAGUGCAUUACAGUGUCUAGAAUAAGUUUCUACUAGUUUGUAUAAUAUUCUGAAAUAUAGCCAAAUGUAUAUAAUUAUUAGUUCUAUGGCAUAUUUUGACAUUUACUUCAAACUACAUACUCUGCUUUUAUACUAUUAAGUAAAAUUAAUAUAUCGUCUAGGAUAGUUAAAAAAGUCAAUGUAACUAAUACGUAAACUUUCGAUAGGUGAGAAAUAACACAUACGUACCCACUUUUUUUAAGGUAGGUACAUUUAAAGUGGGUAAUGAUAAAAGGACCACCUAGAACGAAGUAGAGCUGUCACUGGAUUCAGUCUAGUAAAAUUUGUCUCUAAUUUAUUUUAGAAAGUGUAGAAUGUUGUGCAUCUUCUUGCUUUUUCAUGUUCUAUUACCUAUACCGGGUCGUGAAUUGGAAAACUGGCCAUAGGAAACUCAAUGUAAAAUUCUAAACCUGUUGAAUUCCUGCUUCCCUAAUUAUUUUACAUCAAAAGACAUUAGAAACUAUUUGUAGAGGAUUGAAAUCUGUUUGAAAACAACUGUUAAAAUUGAUCUACGAAUUAAACAUAUUCCAAAAUUUUGUCAAAAUGUAAUAUGUUUUUCAGUUUCUCAGCCCAAAAUUAGGCCACACACAAAGCAAUAGUGUGUCACAAUGAAGUUAUUGUUUUCACAUUUUUGAUUAAUAUUUUUAUUUUAUCAUUUAUUGUUUAAAACAAUACAGUUGAUAAGAUACCCUCAGUUUCGGAGAAAGUAUUAAUAAUAAAGAUUUUUUAUUCAGUCAAUGGUGUGAGCACUGUCAGUUAAAUAGUAUCUAACGUGUGGCCUAACUUUUACACACAUAGGUACCUACUGUGGCAAAUGUAUUAUAUUUUUCAAAAUUUUGGAAUGCGUUUAAAUCGUAGAACAAUUUUACUUUUGAUUUUAAUACAGAUUUCAAUUCGCUACAAAUAUUCUCUCAUGACUUUUGACGUAAAAUAAUUAGGGAAGCAGGAAUUCAACAGUUUAGAAUUUUACAUUGAGUUUCCUAUGGCCCGUUUUACGAUUCGCCACCCGGUAUAUUUGGUUUUCUUCUUCUUAUUACGCCGUCUCCAUUCUAAGGUUGGUGAUUCAAUUGAAAAAACAAUAAUAGCGACUCUGAAAAUUUUGGAUAGGCUAUCAGCGUAUUUGAGCCAUGAAUUCUGUCUUCUUCCUAUUGACCUCUUCUCUUAAAUUUUUCCUUCGGUGAUCAACUGAAGUCAUUUAUAUCUUCUAUAUGUUUACAAUUUCCUGAAACCUUUCUCUAUCGGCUGCUACGCGAAAUAAUUCUUCUGCUCACAUACAUUUUACUUGGAAGUGUGCGAAACCCAUGAUAUUUUUAGGAUCCGUCGAUAGCACGAUAAUUCGAAUUCUUCUGAUUUGUUAAGGAUUGUGGUUGUUAAUGUCCAUUUUCACAACCAUACAAUAGGAUAGGCCACACAUAACAUUUCACAACUUUCUUUCUGACCAGAGAUAGAUUCAAUCAGCUGCCUUUGGGGCUAUUCCACUGCGACCUUUUCAGAUCUGUGAUAGUCCUCUAGCCUUAGAUUACAUUCUCUAUCCAGACCAUUUUGAAAAAGUCUAAUAACUUCGGGACUGAACCUUCCAUGUAGCUCUUUACCUGUGGUUUUUUUCGCCUAAUGCAAAGAACAGCACAUUUUCCAGGUUUUCACACUGAUAUAAAGUGUGCUCUGUUGUUUAUUUUUCUAGGUGACAGGAAAGAGGUCGUCAUCUGCAAAUCCCAUCACCUUCAACUGCCUAUUCAGCUUAGAGUACACUCUGUUGAACGACUUUCUAUGGUUUUGACUGUUUUCCUGUCUUUUUUAUUAGGUCGACCGUAAAUUUUGGCGAAUAUUCUGUAAUGAAUUGUUUUGCCUCUCUUUUUCCUGGUGAAUUCCUCCACCAUUCCAGAGGUUUGCAAGCUACCCACUUUCUUGUAGCCGUUCUUAUUACUGCCUUUACAACGCCGCAGAAGGGUACUGCUCCAACGAAUAGCAUUAAUGCUCCUUGUUUGACAAUUUCAUCUGCUUUUUCAUUGCACUUAUGACCCUCGUGUCCCAGUACCCAGACUAUCGUAACCUUGCUACGGACUCUAGUUUAUUUAGGCAUCCAGACAAUGCCAUACUAGCUUUUCUACCCAUAAUAUGUGAAACAUUCUUCUGUAUAACCACAUAUCAAAUGUCUUAAGACGGUUAGUUAUUUUGCUUUUAAUGUCCACGUUUCAACAUGUUUCAACAAGUUUUCGUUGGAAUUUCGUCACGCUGAAUAGGCAGGUAGUGAGGUGCAAAUUUUAGACCUUUCGUGUCUUCUUUUAUUCAGCAUUCGCUUGGUUUGCAAGUAAUAGAAACCACGAUGGCGUAAUCAGAAACUUGGUCUCAUCAAAGGUUUUAUUUCUCCAGAAAUAAAACUUCGAAUUGUUUUAAGCAGAUGUCGCUACGGCAUCCAUAUCAGAGGCAUUUCCAUUUCAGUUCGUUCAGAGGUAGCCACAUAGGCAUACUCCUCUGAAGAUCUCUAAUGAGAGUGAAACUAGUAAGGGCGUUUAUGGCGCUCUCUGAACGGACUGAAAUGUAGGACGUCUCUUGAUUUAGUUUUACAGCGAAUUCUUUCAUAUCUAAUAAAGUUUCUUUCUGAGAACAAUUCAUUUGUGGUUCGUGUCCUAUAUUCUUAAAUAUCUCUUCAACUUAUUUAUUCUACAUUGCUUCUAUCUUCUCUAAGCCUGCUACAAUUUGCUUAUAGUUCUGGUUGUCGUUUUAUGAACCUUUGUAAUGGACCUGUCUUUUUUUGUUCUUCGCAGACGACCAUACUUGUUUAUUUAUGGUUCUUCGCAGUUGUUUAAUUUCCAUAAAGGAUAUUUUCCCUUUACUUAGUUGGUUCUGGCUUUGUUCGUUUGGUUUGAUUAACCAUUCUAGCUUAACUAUCACAUUCUUUGUCGUAGAAGCUAAAAUCCUUUUUAAACGUGAAGAGAGGCAUAUCAGAGAGAUAAUACGUCUCCUGGAACAACAGAACAAUUAAUAUCUUUCUACAAAACUGUCACAUAUAUCCUAUAUUCUAAAAAAAUACCCAUUAUAUCAAUUACUUACUGUGAUGAGCUACAAGUUCACUUCGUCAAUUUUCAUUGAGAGCAUAUCUGCGAAUAACUCUUAACUAACAGUUGAUGCAGUCAAAAGCCACUCAGUGAUCAGUGAACAAUAUAGACUGCUUUAUAUCAUCAUACUUUUUUUCUGUAGUAAAUUUAUUUUGAAGACAAUACAUUCGUAAAUCCACAUAUCUAUAAAACGCAAAGCAAUAAAACGGUUACAUAACUAUGUAUAGAAAUGAGACUGAAGUAGUUGAUAAAAUUGUUGGCUUACGAAUGGCAACUAUUAAAAAGAAAUAAAUUACGAGGAGGAAAAUAUUAUGAAGAAAAUACGAGAGUCAUUCGUAAAAAAUGUUCCUUAUGCCGCUGAGAAAGAGAUGGCGACGUGCUGGGAGAAAUCUGGCAACAGUGCCUUACACAUCAACUCUACCUCUCUCCACACCACUUUCGCCUCGCUGCAUUGCUUAAUGUCAGCCUAGCAGCCUUCGAAUAUGGAGGUUACGGUCCCUUUUACCGCCAGUGUGAAAUUUAUGCUGUAAUACGUUUUUUAAAUGCAAAAUCGAUUUUCUUAUUGACAUGCAUUGUCAGUUAACCCUCUUUUGCUCAAACGAAGAAAUCCUCAACCCAUGAUAAUUUACUUUCAGCAUUUUCUUGUUUUAAGGGCUAAUUAAGCAAAAAUCACAUUUAAGAUUAUUUCCGCCCCCCUCAGCCCCAAAAAAGGCGUUAAAAAUGUGUAUCUUAUGAGAUACAUAGAGCACGACAAACCAUUAUUAUAUGGUGGGAAAAUGAGUUACAAAUAGCAUACUUUUAUUGUAUAAUAUUUGUGUUAAUUCAAAAAAGUUAUCUUAAGAAUGUAAUAUAAAUAAUAAAUACAAAUUAAGUAUAUUAUACAAUAAUUGUACAAGUGUAUAAUAAUGUAAGUGUAUAAUAUUAUCAUAAGUAUGUGACGAUAUUCAUAAAAACAGUUUUUAUUGGUAUGAAACAUUAUCUAAUGUCACAGUUUGAACAACGCACAGUAGUUUGUCGUUUCUGACACUUUCUGCAUCUACCUCUGUCACCAUAAUUGGUAAAAUUUCCUACACCGUCAUACCAUAGUUCCUUUCCAACAGAUGAAGGUGAAGGUCUAACUAACAGCGCUCCGGUUUUUUUCUAGCUAAAUUUUGAGCAGGGUCUAGUUUGAAAGCUUUAAGUGACAUUGACAAAUUAUUUGAAAAUGUUUUGAUGUGCCCUUGGAUACCUACACACUGUCACAAUUAGGACCAUGCUGUCCAAUGUGUACUGGAAGAUACAUUUUAUAAAAGUAUUUUGCAAAUAAACCAGAAAGUAUUAGUGCAUAAAACUUGUGAACAAAUAAACUUAAAUAACAUAAUAAUAAGUCACUUCAACAGGUUUUCAUAAAAAAAUAUAAUAGAAUAAUAACAGUAAACUUAAUUUACCUCUUGUGUUGAUAGCUUGAAAAACGCGCACACUCACAGAACAAGAAAAUAAAUCCACAUAACUUAAUACUUUGAAACAGUUUAAAUCAAACAAAGAUAGCCAAAUGUAUAGAGAAAGAACAGUUGAUUGUGACAUCAAGAUUUGAACUAUUGAAAAGGCCCGCAAUAUUUAAAAAAUCAAUUAUGUAGUCAUGUAUCUUGUGAGAUACAUUGGGUAAAACAUGGUUAAUCGAAGUAACAUGUUCGCAAAUGAUGUAGAUAGAGAAUUCAGUGAAGGCCGAACGGAAAUUCACGAUGAAGAUCGGAGCGAAAGACCUUGAGAUUGAUCGUGAAUUUCCGUUCGGCCUUCACUGAAUUCUCUACACCAUUUUCGAUCAUGUUGGACAUAUAUGCACCUUUAUCCGUAAACUGCAAUUAACUGACCAUGAAUGUCAAUAGGUGAAAUUCAUUUUGCAUUUAAAAAAACGUAUCACAGCAUAAAUAUCACAUUGACUGUCAGCGACCGUGACCCCCAUCUUCGAAGGCUGCUAGGCCGACACUGAGCAAUGCAGCGAGGCGAAGCUGGUGGGAUUAAGAGAGAGGGAGAGCUGAUCUGUAACGCAGUGUUGCCAGAUUUCCCCCGCACGUCGCAAUUUUUCUCUGCGGCUGCGGCUUAGGGAACCUUUUGUACGAAUGACCCUCGUAUAUUAAGAAGAAAAAUGUAAAGAGCAUAUCACAUUUUAAUAUUUAUUGUCUAAAAUGUACUUUUUCACAAGUAUUGUAUAUUUAUGUAUUCGCAUCCAUUGUAGUAUCAUAUCAUAUUCGCAUCCAUUGUAAAAACAGCGUAUGUAGUUUCUAAACCUUCCCAGUUUAUAGCUAGACACAUACUUUAAUUAUCUCUAUUAAGAGUGAAUGUAAAUAUAUAAAUAAAUAACUUUGGGUGAGUGGCGCACUUUUUGAAUUUAUUAUAUAUUGAAAUAACGCGUAGUUUCAAUUACAAUUAUAUAAUAUGAUAUUAAA